This is a messenger RNA of Williopsis jadinii, 1800 nucleotides long. RefSeq names its product amino acid permease. Gene Ontology annotation, biological process: amino acid transmembrane transport. Lineage: Eukaryota; Fungi; Ascomycota; Saccharomycetes; Phaffomycetales; Wickerhamomycetaceae. The record is from RefSeq and is a predicted model, not a curated record. Gene Ontology annotation, cellular component: membrane. Gene Ontology annotation, molecular function: amino acid transmembrane transporter activity.
ACAAAAUAUUCAAAACGACACUCCUAGAUGAUGUCUGAUCUUGAGAAGCUGCCAGCUGGUGUGACAGUGAAAUCAACGUCAAAUGAGGGCAUCACUCAGUCGCAGAUAUCCAUAGACUCCAGUGAUGAUGGCUCAAGAGGAGUUUUCAACAGAGUGAAGCAUUCCUUCAAAAGAAGACAAGUGGUACUGCCCGCAGAUGUUGAUCUGGACUCGUUGGAUGAACAGACCAGACGGAAUGUCAUACUGGCUCAUCAGCCUCUGAAGAUUGCUCUGAAAACAAGACAUCUACAGAUGAUUGCCAUAGGUGGUACACUGGGAACAGGGUUGUUCAUAGGAUUGGGCUACUCCCUGGCACAAGGUCCGGGUUCUUGUUUGAUUGGGUUCUCACUGGUUGGAUUGGGCAUUUACUGUGUGAUUCAGGCAGGUGCAGAGAUGCUAAUUGCUUAUCCCGUCAAUGGUUCAUUUGCGACCCACGUUACAAGAUUUGUCGACCCAGCAUUGGGCUUCACCAUCGCUUCAAACUAUGCCUUGGCGUGGCUGAUAUCCUUCCCUUCAGAGCUAAUUGGUGUAAGUAUGACGAUAUCGUACUGGAACACCUCAGUAGACCCUGCUGUGUGGAUUGCAAUCUCGUGGGUAUUCAUAGUUUCACUUAACCUAUUCGGUGUGCGUGCUUACGGAGAAUCGGAAUUCUGGCUAUCAAUCAUCAAAGUCAUAGCCAUCAUCAUCUUCAUAAUCAUUGGUAUUGUUCUAAUCUGCGGUGGUGGUCCAAAUUCUCAAGGCUACAUCGGUGCACGUUACUGGCAUGAUCCAGGCUCAUUUGUGCAUCCUGUGUUAAAAUCAAUAUGUUCAACGUUGAUCUCGGCAGGUUUCUCCUUUGGAGGCUCUGAGCUGGCCAUUCUGAGUGCUGAAGCAGAGGCAAAGUCCAUCUCUAGGGCUACAAAGCAAGUGUUUUGGAGAAUUUCCCUGUUCUACAUCACAACAAUUGUUGUUAUUUCAUGUCUUGUUCCAUAUAACGACCCACGGUUGCUAGGUGGUGAUACCUCUGAAGAUAUCACGGCAUCACCAUUUGUCAUUGCUCUGUCAAACACGGGCGCAAUGGGCAGUCGAAUCUCACAUUUCAUGAACGCUGUUAUCCUCGUUGCCGUUCUCUCUGUCUCAAACUCGUGUGUCUUUGCAUCCAGUCGUGUUAUUCAGGCGUUGGGAGCAUCAGGUCAAUUACCAGACAUCUUUGCCUACAUCGACAACGAAGGACGUCCUUUGGUUGGUAUCCUCGUCUCUGCAACAAUUGGGCUCUUGGGCUUCUUGGUUGACUCCUCCAAUCAAUCAACGGUGUUCACCUGGCUGUUCUCAUUGUGCUCUAUCUCCUCGUUCUUUACUUGGAGCUCCAUAUGCCUGGCACACAUCCGUUUCAGGCUAGCACUGAAGAAGCAAGGACGUUCCACCGAAGAGUUGGGCUAUAAGGCCACAUUGGGUAUCUACGGUUCAGUAUUAGGUGUCAUCGUGAUGGCGUUGAUUAUCAUUGGAGAGAUUUGGAUCUCCAUCUUCCCAAUUGGAUCUCCAGCCGAUGUGGAGACGUUUUUCCAGAACUGUUUAUCAAUUCCAUUGAUGAUUGUGGUAUUCUUAUCGUACAGAUUAUGGGCUGGUAAGUUCUUCUCGGGACUGUACACUCCCUUGGACAAGGUUGACCUGGACACUGGUAAGCGUUAUCAAGACGUUGAUCUGUUGAUCCAGCAAAGGGCUGAGGACAAGGCGAGACUUCGUUCAAAGCCGUUGUACUACAGACUAUACAGGUUCUUCUGC